Molecule: messenger RNA, 2034 nt
Organism: Rosa rugosa (rugosa rose)
Lineage: Eukaryota; Viridiplantae; Streptophyta; Magnoliopsida; Rosales; Rosaceae
Exons: 2
Coding region: 1-2034 (677 amino acids)
Biological process (GO): DNA integration
Molecular function (GO): RNA-DNA hybrid ribonuclease activity; nucleic acid binding
Source: RefSeq, a predicted model, not a curated record
AUGACAUACUCGGAGAGUUACUUAAUUGGAAUGACAGCAGUGGUUGAAGAAGAAGAACCUUGGACCCUUCACUUCGAUGGGUCAGCCACGGCUAGUGGAGGAGGAGCUGGAGUUGUACUCGUGGACCCUAAGGAGUAUGCCAAACCUCUUUCAUUCAAGCUAAACUUCUCAUGCACCAAUAAUGUGGCAGAGUAUAAAGCUUUUAUUGUUGGGCUCGCAACUUCACAUGAAUUGGGAGUCAAGAAAAUCAGAGUGAUCAGGGAUUCAAACCUAGUCAUUAGUCAAUUAAAGGGAGAUUUUGCAGUGAAAGAAGCAACCUUGGCACCCUAUAGGACUUUGGCAGAAAAGCUAAUAAAGGGGUUUGAGCAGAUAACUCUUGAGCACAUUCCCGGCAGCACUAACAGAUAUGCAGACGCUUUAGCUACCCUUGGUUCCAAGCUUUCAUUCACAAGGGAGAAACCCAACAUCACUGUAAUCCAAAACAACAAGCCAUGUGUAGAAGUUAUGAUUCUCUCAAUCCCACCAAGUGAGAAAGAUUGGCGGGAAUCUGUCAAGAACGAGAUGGCUCAGUUGGACAAAGAAGACAGACUCAGAACAUUGGGAGACUAUAGUUUGAUAUUUGGAGAGUUAUACAAGCGUCUUCCAGGAGGAGUGCUGGCCCGUUGUGUAGGUGAAAAAGAAGCUCAGAGGAGAUUGCAACAAGUACAUGAGGCCACUUGUGGGAUGGAGCAAGUAGUCAGCUUAUACCGGAGGUUGCAACGCAGAGCAAUUACUGAAGAUUGGAGAUCACCAUACUUGGAAUACCUCAUAAGUAAGACAUUGCCGGAAGAUCGUAAGCAUGCAUACAAGGUCAAGAAGACGGUAAAAAGGUAUUUUAUGGAUGGGAGCACGCUGUAUAGAAAGGGAUUCAAUGGUGAGCCAUUAAGAUGCCUUGGGACUACUGAAUGUCAGCAAGUUCUACAAGAAGUGCAUGCUGGAGAAUGUGGAGAGCAUCAAGGAAGAAAGAAGCUUUACCGGAAGCUGUUAGACUUAGGAUACUACUGGCCUAACAUGCGUGAAGAUGCCCAUAACACAGUCAAGAAGUGUCAUACAUGCCAAGCACACGGAAACUUAGGUCACAAGCCACCGACGUUGUUACAAGACAUGAAAACACCUUGGCCAUUCCACACCUGGUGGUUGGACUUAGUAGGAACCAUUCACCCAUCUUCUGGGGGCUUCAUAUGGAUUCUCACAGCAACUGAGUCUUUCACCAAGUGGGUGGAGGCAGUUCCACUUCGUAAGGCAACGGGAGCUGCAAUUUCAAAUUUUAUAAGGGAGAACAUCAUUUGCAGAUUUGGUAUUCCUUAUAAGAUUGUAUCUGACAAUGGGACACCAUUUGUCAAUCAAGAAGUGAGCAAAACACUCAAGGGAUAUGGAAUCAAGCAUAGGAGAUCAACACCUUAUUAUCCUCAAGGGAACGGCCAAGCUGAAGCUACAAACAAGACGCUCAUCCGAAUCUUGAGCAAGAUGGUACAUGAAUACAAGGGAGGAUGGAGCACUCAUCUACCGGAUGCCUUGUGGGCUUAUCACACUUCACCUAGGAGUGCCACCGGGUUCUCUACAUAUUCCUUGGUUUAUGGAUCUGAAGCAGUUUUACCAGUAGAACUUAUGAUCCCGACGGCUAGAGUGCUAGCUGUUAAUGAUCUGGAAUGGGAUGACGAAUCUUGUGCAAAGUGGAGGAUGAUGGACCUUGAAGCAGCAGAUGAGAGACGAAGACAAGCAGAGGCAAGGGCAGAAGCAUAUCGGCAAAGAGUGACCCAAGCUUACAAUAGAACAGUCAAAGAGAGAAGCUUCAAAGAAGGGGAUUUAGUUCUUAGAACCGUUGACUGGGUAAGAAGACAGAUGCCUGGCCCUUCUAAAUUCGCAGCUCAGUGGGAAGGACCAUUUGUCGUUAAGGAGUCUCACAGGAGUGGUUAUUACCGUCUUGUUCAUGCUAACAGUGGUGAGCUGACUGAUCCCAUCAAUGGCAAAUGGCUCAAGUCUUACUACUGCUAG